Haliotis rufescens (red abalone) is the source of this 1469-nucleotide messenger RNA. RefSeq lists its product as uncharacterized. Bases 132 to 926 code for a protein of 264 amino acids. The transcript has 4 exons. The record is from RefSeq and is a predicted model, not a curated record. Lineage: Eukaryota; Metazoa; Mollusca; Gastropoda; Lepetellida; Haliotidae.
GCAAGACACUGCAUACUCGAAUACAUCAAUCCUGAAGUUACUGCUUCACUGGUUGGAAACGGAAAGGAAUCACGUAACUAUAUGUGACAACUAACCAUCGUAUCGUAAUAUACGGAGGCUUCUCGUUGGCGAUGCAUCACAAAGGUCUCUCGUUAUCUGUAUUCAUUAACGUGGCUUGGAUCCUUGAUUUCACCGUGUGUUCAACUCGUUACUACCGAGCACAUAUGUCAUCUUCGAUGAACGUCAAAUUCAACGUGACGCCGCUAUCGACGUUCACGUCGACGUCUCCCCUGGCGUGCACGCAGGCCUGUAUCGGUACAUCAGCGUGUCGCUCCUUCAAUGCGGGACCCGGAGGGAGAUGUGAGCUUCUCGAUUCCCACCUGUGUGAUGGACGUGGCGAUUUGGUGUCGGAAGUUGGAUUUCGCUAUUUUGACAUCGACCUUGACCUUGGGGAUGGAAGUUUACAGACAGCUUACUUGAGACCGGCCUGCAUGGACAGCCACAGAUGCUCUCCAAAGUGUCGCACUAAGGAUGUUUUGGGGGCGUCAUGUACGACAGACGCUGACUGUAGAGACGUCACGGGAGCGGCUUGUAGAGCGGCCACGUGUCACUGCAAACCACACUACCACACCAGACAGGCCUAUGAUUCCUGUGUAGAAGCUCGACACUGUACGUCCUUCAGCGCCAACUUCACCGUCACCCGCGGCUACGCACUCACCGACUUCAACAAUGACGUCUAUCUGUCAGGGUACACCUUGAGCACGUGCAUGUACGCCUGCAUCAGCGCCACCUAUCUAUGUCGCAGUUUCGAAUUCAGUCCACCUUCGGGAGCCUGUCAUCUGAGUUCGAACUCCUGCUCCGACACGAAGAAUGUGUUCUGUGGUACCAACGCCCAAUAUGACUACUACAGCCGUGACUGCCUCUAGAUCAUGUGGCCUUCGGUAGCGGUGAGGUACCCCAGUGGUUAAAGUGUUCGCUUGUUACGCCUUCGACCCGGGUUCUAUCCUCUCGUCACCUGAUCUUGUUGUCAUCAGGUGAUGCUGCAAUAUUUCUAAACGCGGCUAGGUUACAUGAGUAAAUGAAAAAGAUGUGCUAAAGUGGGAAUAAAUAAUAGGUAUCAUGCUCGCAAAAGGCCAUUUCUGAUAUAAAACAUUCAUGGAACGAAAACACAUUCGGCUAAUACUGAAUCACUGACGGAAUGGGAAGUGAGUUAGCACUACGCCGGUAUUUUUAGAAAUAUUUCAGCAAUGUCACGAGGUGAGUGAGUGUGGUUUUAGGCCGCUUUUAGCACUUUGCCAGGAAUUUCUCGGCGGGGGUCACCAGAAAUGGGCUGCACACAAUGUACCCAUGUCGGGAUUCGAACCCGAGCCUUAGGCAUGACGAGCGAACACUUUACCCACUAGGCUACCCCACCUCCCCGCGCGGUUGUGGAGGAUGGCAAGUAGAUACAGCUGUUUGUAGAAGCCUUA